AUGAAUGAUAUCUUGAAUGAAAGUGAUGAUUCUACUGAAGAGUUGAGGGACGAGGACCCUCAAAAUGUAGAGUCUGAAGUUCACAGUGAAAAUAAUGUGGAAGUUGAUGAGGAUGAUGUCAUUCCUAUUGCCAACAUAAUGAAGAGAAUCAUUGUGAAUGUAACCAAGACUCAAGACAAAGAUACUCAAGAAAAGGCUAAAUUAGUGGUGGAUGUUGAUGAAGAGAUUGAAACUGAUGAAGAACAUGUUGUUACUGUGAUGAAGAGUAUGUCUAGUGGAGAAAGAUGUACAUCCCAAAUCCCUAUGAAGGAUAAUGUAACUAAGAAGCAAAAAACUCCAAAAGGAAAGUUUGUGACAAAGAUAAGAAUGGUAGAAAGUAAAGUUGUUGAAAAGAAGUCUCUACAAAGAAAUCUUGUACAAUCAAGUGACUCUAAGACAGAUGGAAGCAAGGAGUAUAGAAAGGUAUAUGUAAGAAGAAAGUGUGUGAAGUUUUCACCUUCCAUCAUUAAUUACUUUUUGGGUAGGACCAAGUUUGCUGGGUCAGAUAAGGUUCCCUCCAUUAACAAGAUAGUCAAGGAAAUAACUGGAACCAAGACAGAGCUGAAUUUUGGAGAUUAUGUGUUUGAGAAAAUUAUGAAACAUGUUGAUGCUUUUGCUGUGAAGCUACCCAUAACGUUUCCUUGUUUACUAACUAGAAUUAUCUUGAAUCAACAACCUGAGAUUGUGCAUCUAGAAAAAGCUCAAUACAAAAAUGCAGGGCCACUAAAACUUGAUUAUAUGCUGUUUGUCGGAGCACAUGUUUCAAACAUUGUGGUGAGAAGGUACCAAGGUCAAUCUGUUUAUGGGAACUCUUCUCCUUUAUCCAAUUCUACCAGAAAGGAUGUGUUGGUUGAGCUCAUUGAGGUUUCAAAAUUCCUUCAUAAAACCAUUAGAGAAAGCACCAUUAGGAAGAAGAAUAUGGAUGAAUUGAUCAAAAUGAUGACCAAAGAGAAGGAAGUUUAG
Messenger RNA from Vicia villosa (hairy vetch), 1002 nucleotides. RefSeq lists its product as uncharacterized. The record is from RefSeq and is a predicted model, not a curated record. The coding region runs from base 1 to 1002 and encodes 333 amino acids. Lineage: Eukaryota; Viridiplantae; Streptophyta; Magnoliopsida; Fabales; Fabaceae. The transcript is spliced from 3 exons.